AUGAGCGCAACGUUCCCGCCGUCGCUGAUGAUGAUGCAGCGCCCGCUGGGGAGUAGUACCGCCUUCAGCAUAGACUCGCUGAUCGGCAGCCCGCCGCAGCCCAGCCCCGGCCACUUCGUCUACACCGGCUACCCCAUGUUCAUGCCCUACCGGCCGGUGGUGCUGCCGCCGCCGCCGCCGCCGCCGCCCGCGCUACCCCAGGCCGCGCUGCAGCCUGCGCUGCCUCCCGCGCACCCUCACCACCAGAUCCCCAGCCUGCCCACCGGCUUCUGCUCCAGCUUGGCGCAGGGCAUGGCGCUCACCUCCACGCUCAUGGCCACGCUGCCUGGUGGCUUCUCCGCAUCUCCCCAGCACCAGGAGGCGGCGGCCGCCCGCAAGUUCGCUCCGCAGCCUCUGCCGGGCAGCGGCAACUUCGAUAAGGCAGAGGCGCUGCAGGCCGACGCUGAGGACGGCAAAGGCUUCCUGGCCAAGGAGGGCUCACUGCUCGCCUUCUCUGCGGCCGAGGCGGUGCAGGCGUCUCUUGCCGGGGCUGUCCGAGGGCAAGGGAAAGACGAGUCAAAGGUGGAAGACGACCCGAAGGGCAAGGAGGAGAGUUUCUCGCUGGAGAGCGAUCUGGACUACAGCUCGGAUGACAAUCUGCCCGGCCAGGCGGCUCACAAGGAGGAAGACCCCAGCCACGCGCUGGAGGAGCCCCCGCCCAGCGGCGGCGCCUCGGGCAGCACCACGUCCACGGGCAAGAACCGGCGGCGGCGGACUGCCUUCACCAGCGAGCAGCUGCUGGAGCUGGAGAAGGAGUUCCACUGCAAAAAGUACCUGUCGCUGACGGAGCGCUCGCAGAUCGCCCACGCCCUCAAACUCAGCGAGGUGCAGGUGAAAAUCUGGUUCCAGAACCGCAGGGCUAAGUGGAAACGCGUGAAGGCCGGCAAUGCCAACUCCAAGACAGGGGAGCCCUCCCGGAACCCCAAGAUCGUGGUCCCCAUCCCCGUCCACGUCAGCAGGUUCGCGAUUAGAAGUCAGCAUCAGCAGCUGGAGCAGGCCCGGCCCUGA
This is a messenger RNA of Eptesicus fuscus (big brown bat), 1047 nucleotides long. It is a transcript of the gene GBX2, whose product is annotated as gastrulation brain homeobox 2. The coding region runs from base 1 to 1047 and encodes 348 amino acids. NCBI's taxonomy places the organism in Eukaryota, Metazoa, Chordata, Mammalia, Chiroptera, Vespertilionidae. Gene Ontology annotation, biological process: regulation of transcription by RNA polymerase II; regulation of nervous system development. Gene Ontology annotation, cellular component: nucleus. The transcript has 2 exons. The record is from RefSeq and is a predicted model, not a curated record. Gene Ontology annotation, molecular function: DNA-binding transcription factor activity, RNA polymerase II-specific; RNA polymerase II transcription regulatory region sequence-specific DNA binding.